AUGGGCGCGUGCUUCAGUAGGAGAAAAGGCAGACGGCCUCAGCCGUCGAGAUCCGUAGAAGGUUGCCGAGAUCCGCCGCCGGAGCAGGAGGCGCCGCAGGAAGAGACGGUGAAGGAAGUCCUUUCGGAAACUCCAAGGAUGAAGACGCCUCGACCGUCCAAAGAGGAGGAUCUUGAAAUCGAGAAGAAAAGGGGCAACGAAACCGGUAGGGAUGACAGAUCGGAGGGGACUUCGGAGGUCUGCAGCGUCAGUGAGGGCUUCUCUGUUUCUACAUCUGUGACGGAGGUCACAUGGGAGGAGCGGCCUCUGCCAACAUCUCUAGUGAAGUUUCAGCGAAAGCGAUCGAGUUCCUCCGGUGACAGCCUCUUGAAAAAAGAGAGAAUGACAGGCUCCGUUGCUGCCGUGGGAUGUCGUAGCCGUAGGACGUCAUCGCCGUCACCUGCCAGGCGCAGGGAGGGCGGUGGCGGUAGCGGGGGGAGGAUGUGCUUGGUGAGGGAUGCGUCGACGGCUCCAAAGAGCCGCGGAAACGCGCUGUGCCGAGACCCAGGGGAGAGGUCUGGACGGAGAUCUGUUUCACCGGCGGCGAAGCCAAGCAUCGGAGGGCAGUGUAGGGGGGUUUCGGCGGAGAGGGCGAACGGGAGGUCUUCUCUGCUGCCGGUUGCUGGGGGCGGAGUGGUGGAAGGUGGCCGAUUCUGCGUCGGUGGCGGCGGUAGCGGCAGCGGCCGCUGCAGGAAGACGUUGGCGCAGGAUAUGGUGGAAUGCGGAAACUCAGGGGCGGCGAUGGGAGGCAAGGAAUCGCUGGAAAACCCCCUUGUCUCCUUGGAAUGCUUCAUCUUCCUUUAG
Messenger RNA from Dendrobium catenatum, 843 nucleotides. RefSeq lists its product as uncharacterized. Lineage: Eukaryota; Viridiplantae; Streptophyta; Magnoliopsida; Asparagales; Orchidaceae. Bases 1 to 843 code for a protein of 280 amino acids. The transcript has a single exon. The record is from RefSeq and is a predicted model, not a curated record.